This is a messenger RNA of Punctularia strigosozonata HHB-11173 SS5, 906 nucleotides long. RefSeq lists its product as uncharacterized. Gene Ontology annotation, biological process: DNA-templated transcription. Bases 1 to 906 code for a protein of 301 amino acids. NCBI's taxonomy places the organism in Eukaryota, Fungi, Basidiomycota, Agaricomycetes, Corticiales, Punctulariaceae. Gene Ontology annotation, cellular component: RNA polymerase II, core complex. Gene Ontology annotation, molecular function: protein dimerization activity; DNA-directed RNA polymerase activity; DNA binding. The record is from RefSeq and is a predicted model, not a curated record. The transcript has 6 exons.
AUGCAAGGCACAAGCAGUUUAGAGCCAACCGUCCGAAUCCGCGACCUGAAGAAGGACCGCGUAAACUUCGUGCUUGAGAAUGUGGACCUCGCCUUUGCGAACUCGCUUCGGCGAGUCAUGAUGGCCGAUAUACCGACCGUUGCUAUCGACUUAGUGGAGAUCGAGACCAACACGACGGUCCUUUCCGACGAAUUCUUGGCCCAUCGGCUGGGGAUGGUGCCAUUGGUUAGCACGAACUGUGACGAGGCUAUCCGGUACUCGCGAGAUUGUUCCUGCAUGUCUUCAUGCUCGUAUUGUUCGAUAGUGCUGCAACUGCACGUGUCGUGUACCGAAGACGAUACAACCCUGAACGUAACCAGCGAUCACUUGGACGUCGUCCCGGCAUCAGACGACGACCAAGGUGAUCCAGGCGAGGAGCUGACAAAACGGGUGGAGAACUUUGGUAGUCCGGUCGGCAAAGGUGUUGAGGGCGUCGACCCUGUGCUGCUCUGCAAAUUGCGAAAAGGUCAAGAACUCAAAGUCAGGUGUAUCGCGAAGAAGGGCAUUUCGAAAGAGCACGCAAAAUUCUCGCCCUGCGCCGCCGUUUCCUUUGAGUACGACCCGUGGAACAAGCUGCGCCAUACAUCCUACUGGUAUGAGAAAGACCCUCGCGCGGAAUGGCCAGUAAGCGAGAUCAACUCCAAGGAAGAAGAGCCUCCGAGAGACGACGAGCCCUUUGAUUACAACGCAAAGCCGAACAAAUUCUACUUCGAAGUCGAGACCGAUGGCAGUCUGGGCCCGCAAGAAGUGGUCAUGAAGGUGUGUCCCUCGGCAUGGUUAGCGCCACUGUAUUCACUUUGCGUAGGGACUUGCAGAACUACAAACAAAACUCGCCAACCUCAUUCUCGGGCUAAAAUCGCCCAAUGA